Symbiodinium necroappetens is the source of this 695-nucleotide messenger RNA. The record is from the annotation of a GenBank genome assembly. NCBI's taxonomy places the organism in Eukaryota, Dinophyceae, Suessiales, Symbiodiniaceae.
GCCUCGGACUCUGCAGCCGUCGAAUCUGGAACCGACUUCAUCAGCCUUGGAGGCCCUGUGCAGGCAGUGCUCGUUUGAAGCUGCGUGCCCAGGACGUUGUUGGUCGUGCUGGGUUCCUUCGCAAUCUGCAAUGGCCACUGGGAUUGCUGGGCGGCCGGCAGAAGUCCUCAAACCAAACAGCCACCUUGGAAAAGGAUUUCAACGACACAUCUCCGGAAGAGGAGCUUGCUCGACUUACAAACCCGCAGCAGAACGUCGCCAUUUUGGGCACACGAGAUUGCACCUACAAUCACCAGCAGGAGAUCGAAGCACUCACGCAGGGGCACGUGGAAAGAGGGCAUCGCAUCUUCACAUCCGGGUCCAGCGGCACAAACUCGGCAGUGAUCAAGGCGGUCCUAGACAAAGGAAGGCCCGAGUUGCUGACAGUUGAGCUUCCACAAAGCUUGGGAAAGCAAGACGACGAGGUUCAGGUGCUGCUGGAGAGAUGCAAGGAGGAAGGCGUAACGAUAUGUCCACACAGGGAAUGUGACCAUCUGGAGCUCGCUGCUGCGGCUGCGAAGUGCAACACGCGUAUCCUGGGUCAAGUAGACAGAUUGGUGGUUUUUGCCACCCACCGAUCCGACAAAUACCUCGGCUUGGUCCAGGAGGCGAAGGAUAACAAUGUGAUGGUCGCGGCGUUCAACGUCGAAGUCUGA